AUGUCCAGUGCUUUUCACAUAGUGCCUCAUCAUCCAACAUCGGCUUCUCCAUUGCAGUUUGGUCGACAAUACCCGUCGGCCCAUCCAUCUCCGACACGGGAAGAUCCCGGCUAUCAUGCAAAUCAGGAACCCUCGGGAGCAUCACUAGCAUCGUCUUCCGGGCGCCCUCCUUACAGGCCCAGCACUACCGACGACGCGGUCCCCGACCCCAACGCUCCAAUGAGCUCCCGCGCCGCCGUCGCCUCGCCGGCGACAAUGCCAGUGAUUUCAGCAACAGAUCCUUCGGAACUACAGUUCGCGGACCGAAGGCGUAACAUGCCGACCGCCGUCCCUCCGCGGACAUCGAGUUCUCGGCGGACCCAACCUAGCGAGCGCUCCGCUGACUCGUCCCGCCGAACCCAUGCCGAUUCCAGCCGCGACGCGAAUGGCAGGAUAGAUCCGUCGGAGCAGAGCUCCCGCAAUCGACGCACCACCCAAUCUUCACAGGAUCAAUACGGGGCAAAUGGGGCCCGCGAUGCUCGUGGGAACCCCUCAACGACAGCCCCUGUCCGCUCACCGCCUCCGAACGCGCAUUCGACUAACGGGCCGUCGAGAGAGGCGAGCGAGAUUUUGAACAGCAUCUUGAUUUCUCAGCCCGAAGUUGAUAUCGAAAGGGAGAAGGAGCGCCUUGCCCUGGCCCAACCGCACCAGGACGCGGGCCUGCAGGACGAUGACGCGGCGGCGCCCCCCGUGGUUGCCAUGGCCGACCCCGCGGAUGAGACGAGGCGUGGCGGGAGAAGUCGGCACGAUCACACGAGACGCGAAAAACAGACCAAGUUUGGCGAGUUCAUACUAGGAAAUACAAUUGGCGAGGGAGAAUUCGGGAAAGUCAAACUUGGCUGGAGGCAAGAAGGUGGUGUGCAGGUCGCCAUCAAACUCAUCAAAAAGGACCAGCUGGGCGGAAACCCCUCACGUAUGGCCAAGAUCAUGCGCGAGGUGGCCAUCUUGAAGCAGUUAACACACCCCAAUAUUGUCCGGCUCCAUAAGAUGGAAGAAUCAGACAGGCACUACGGAAUCGUGCUGGAAUACGCCUCCGGGGGUGAGCUGUUCGACUACAUCCUGAACCACCGAUACCUGAAAGACAACGCCGCACGGCGGUUAUUUGCCCAGCUUGUGUCCGGGGUGGGCUACCUGCACAAGAAGGGGAUAGUGCACCGCGACUUGAAGCUCGAGAACCUUCUGCUCGACCGUAACCGCAACAUCAUCAUCACAGACUUUGGGUUCGCUAACACGUUUGACCCGCACGAGGAGCUGAGUGAGGAGGAAGAGCUGAACUUGACGGAUCGCGAAUUCGUCAAGCGCGUAGGACUGGACAAGGUCAAGCCGAACGGCUCACGAAAGGGCGACUUGAUGCAAACGAGCUGCGGCAGCCCUUGCUACGCAGCGCCAGAGCUCGUAGUUAGCGACUCGCUAUACACUGGAAGAAAGGUGGAUGUCUGGAGUUGCGGUGUUAUCCUGUAUGCGAUGCUUGCUGGAUAUCUUCCAUUUGAUGACGAUCCGGCGAACCCCGAAGGCGACAAUAUCAACCUUCUCUACAAAUACAUCGUCAACACCCCGCUAACUUUCCCCGAGUACGUCACUCCUCACGCGCGCGACCUAUUACGGAGGAUUCUCGUUCCGAACCCGCGCAAAAGAGCGGACUUGUUUGAGGUGGCACGGCACAGCUGGCUCAGCGAGUAUGCCCAUGUCGUCGAGUUCAUCACCUCGAGUACCACGAGCCCCAAGGAUAUCCAAAACACGACGGUGCCCCCAGAAGACGAGGAGAAUCCGGCCCUCGGGCGCAGCUCGUCAGUGCGGGAAUCAUCAAAGAAGACGGCCGUUUCGCCCACAAUUGGCGGUUUGGUGAGCAAGCAGGGCACUAUCGAUGCCGACGUCGAGGCUGCCGCGCAAGCCAAGCAGCAGAGGGACAGCAAACGUCGUACGGUGCAGGUGGAAUAUGUCGCGCCAAAUACGACCACACAACGUGGCGAAUCGUCAGGCACUCAAUCGUCCGGUGGUCGUACGCGUGCUCAUCCCGGGAGCCAAGGAGCUGUGGAGGCUGCCGAUGUUGGCACGACAUCAUCGCCCAAGGAGAAACCGGUAGCUCAGAAUCCCCAAGCUGGUGCAGACACGUACGGCAAACCGCCGGUCGCGUCGAGGAGGCCACCAAGCACUCACCGCAACCCGAACUCAUCAGCCGCAGCCGUCCGCGGUGGGCGCGAGGCACCUUACAUGUCGACGGUCCCAAGUUCCUCUUCCGCCAGGCCCGCAACCGGCGGUUCCAUGCAGUCGACUGGUUCCAAGGGCCCCGGAGCUGGCGCGAAACCCUCGUACAGUCAGCCGGUCCCUCCUGAGGUUGCGGAUACGAACGCCCACGGGAGGAUCCAACAACCACCACGGAGCGGCAGCAGCUACGGAAUUCCCUCUUCAACAUCACAACCCCAAUCUCAAGAGUAUGGGCGGCCCAGCACCACUCUACCUCCGAAAUUUGCCAGACUCUCUGGCCUUGGCCCCGAGACAGCCGAAGCUAGCCCUAGCGGCGCUCCAGGCGGGGAGGCCAAGGGCCACAAGCGAUCCAGCACAAUGGGCGAGAUUGGCGGCAAGCUCUUUGGUCGCAGCGGGUCGCUGUUUGGUGGUAAGAACCGCAAACGGGCAGAGCAGCAGCAACCAACCGGGGAGAAGGGAAGGAAAUAUCCGCCCGUCAGCAUGAACAAUUCCCUCUCGGGAGGCGAUGAAACCCGGCAGUCGAUGGAUUCGAAGCGCUCCCGCAGGUCAUUUUCCAUUGGCCUUGGCAAGAAGACGUCGGGCAGCAUCAACAGCUCGCAGAAAUCCCAGGAGAAGCACGCGAGGCGCUUCUCAUUCAUCCCGGCAUCUUUCUCGCUCAAGGCGAUCGGGAUUGGCAAGGAUGACCCGCAGCUCGAUUCACAACAGGAUCUACCUAUCCAGGAACCCCCGACUGCUGAUCAGUACGGUCGGUACACAGACCAGGACUUGGCUCACGAACAACAUGUGGAUGCGUCCACCCUCGAUGGCAUGUACGCACAGCUUCACGACGAAUCCCGCACCUCGAUCGACCCAUAUGGGCGUCAAGAACAAUAUCCCGCCAACGGGUACAGCCAUCCGUCUGCCAGCCAAGGUUAUGUGCCGGCCCCGCUCUUAAGCGGCGGCUCGGAUGGGUCGGUGGACAACAUGCGACGACCUGCCGGAUCGGCGCCGCAGCUCCCGCAGCUUUCUCACCUAGACGGGGGCUUCGACGGGCGUAGGGUUCCUGGCGGCGGUAAAGCCGGCCGCGGCGUCCUGCAAAAGAACAAGCGAUUCGUCGAUGCAUGGGACACCGACUCCUACUCGCGCGGCCACGACCACUCCGGCAGCAGCGGUCCAGCGAGGAAAGUUAUGGACUUCUUCCGGAGGAGAGGGAAGGCCAGGGGUGGCGAGGCCGGUUGA
Messenger RNA from Chaetomium globosum CBS 148.51, 3462 nucleotides. RefSeq lists its product as uncharacterized. Gene Ontology annotation, molecular function: protein serine/threonine kinase activity; tau-protein kinase activity; ATP binding. The record is from RefSeq and is a predicted model, not a curated record. NCBI's taxonomy places the organism in Eukaryota, Fungi, Ascomycota, Sordariomycetes, Sordariales, Chaetomiaceae. Bases 1 to 3462 code for a protein of 1153 amino acids. Gene Ontology annotation, biological process: microtubule cytoskeleton organization; protein phosphorylation; intracellular signal transduction. The transcript is spliced from 3 exons. Gene Ontology annotation, cellular component: cytoplasm.